UCUACGGUAGAAUCCAUUGAUACGCUAAUAUGGGUGGACGCUAACGAGACAAUAUCACCCCCAGCAGUCGCGCAUUCGAUAUCAAUAGGAGAUCACCUUUCCGUAAGCCCGAUCACGUCUACGGAGGGCUUUGAAUCUACGAUAGGAUCCAUUGAUACCACGGGUUCCGAAAGUGCCGAACAGGCUACAGCGUCUACCCCGGUUACGCAUUCGAUGCUGGCUGCGUUGGCGAUUUCAGCACAAUCGGCAGAAGAGGAACUAAGUUCAGAGAAUAUUACGGGCAGUACGGUGGGAAUGCAAGUUGAAGUCACAGACAACCUCUCCACAAGUUCAGCCGUAGGAUCGGAGGAUAUAGCGGCCGGUACUGUGGGAAUGGAAAUAGGGGUAUCAGGCAACCUCUCCACUAGCUCAGUCGAGACGUCGGGUGAAUUGGGAUCUUCGUCAGAACCUACCAAUUUCACAGGCACUGAAGUAGCCGAAGAGGCUCCAACACCUAUCACGGCUGCGCAUGCAAUGUCAGCUACACCAGCGAUUUCAGCAAAAUCAACAGAAGGGAAAGUAAAUUCAGAGGAUAUGACGGCCGGUACUGUGGGAAUGGAAACAGGGGUAUCAGGCAACCUCUCCACGAGCUCACCUGAGAUGCCAGUUGACAUGGGAAGUUGGGCAGAACAUACUGAUUUCACAGGCUCUGAAAAAACCGAAGAAGCGUCAGCGUCUACCACGGUUGGACAUUCGAUGCCAACCACAGUAACAACAGCUCACCAUCCCAUAAGACCGGUCACGUCUUCAGAGGGCUUAGGAUUUACGAUGGGACACACUAGUUCAACAGAUUCUGAAAGCGGCGAAGAGGCGUCAGCGUCUACUACGGCUGCGCAGUCAAUGUCAGCUACUCUGGCGAUUUCAGCACAAUCAACAGAAGAGAACGUAAAGUCGGAUGAUAUUACGGCCAGUACGGUGGGGAUUCAAUUUGGCGUAGCAGGCAACCUCUCCACAAGCUCAGUCAAAAUGUCGAGUGACAUGGGAUCUUCGUCAGAACCUACUAAUUUCACAAGCUCUGAAGUAGCCGAAGAGGCGUCAGCGUCUACCGCGGUUGCGCAUUCGAUGAUAACUUCACCGACAAUCACUGGGCAAUCAAGUGAACAGAACUUGAAGUCAGAUGAAAAUACGCCGAGUACGGCGAAGGUGCAAAUAGAGACAGCAGACCACAUUUCCGCAAUUCCAUUAGAGAUGUCUGAUGACAGGGGAACCACGAUAGAACCCACUGAUUGGGCAGUAACCGAGACCGGUGGCGAAGUUCCGGCGUCUACCCUGGCCGUCAGUUCGAUGCUCACUACACCGACAGCUUCGGGGCAAUCAACAGAAGAGAACCUGAACCGGGGUGAGGUUUCGCCGAGUACGCAGAAGGGUCAAACUGAAGAGGCAUCAGUGAUUCAUAGUGUUGCCCAUACUCUGCCAGGCACGCCGACCAUGCCAGUAUAUUCGACGGAGAAGAGUGUGAGUUCGCAGUCAGAGCAGAUUACGCCCAGCAAAGUAGAUGAACAAACAGAUGCAAACGAGACCGUCUCUGCUGGUCCGGCCGAAUUGUCGGAUGCUAUUGGAUCUACAGUGGAACCCGUUGACACAACAAUGUCGGAGAAGGCUAAGGAGACUACAUCCCUCCCCACAGUCGCGCACUCGAUACCAACUGAACUACCAGACUCCACAGAAUCGGUGGAACAGGGCGUGACCUUGAAAUCGAAAGCCGGCUCUCCCAGCACGGUGGACGUGUUAAAAGGGGAUCACCUUCCCGUAAGUCCGAGUGAAUUGUGGAGGGCAUUGGAAUCUACGAUGGGACCCAUUGCCAUCACGGGUUCUGAAAGCGAUAAACAGGCUGCUACCUCAUCUACCACGGCUGCUAGUUCAAUAUCAACUAACCUGGCGAUUUCAGCACAAUCAACCCAACAAAAGGAUCAUAAAGCUAGUACGGUAAAGGUGCAAUUUGGGAUAGCAGGCAACCUCUCCAAAAAUUCAGUCGCGGGGUCGCACGAAUUGACAUCUUCGGGAGAACCUACUGAUAAUUUCGCAGGCUCUGAAAAGGCAGAAGAGGCGUCAGCGUCUUCCACGCUCGCGCAUUCGAUGCCAGCUACAGCAACGGGAGAUCAACUUGCCAUAAGUCCGGUCUCGUUUUUAGAGGCCUUAGAAUCUACGAUAACACCUAUUGUUACCAAAGGUCCUGAAAGCGCAAAACCGGUUACAGCGCAUUCAAUGUCAGCUACACUGGCGAUUUCAGCACAGUCGACGACCAAGAAAGUGAAGUCGCAGGGUAGUACGGCCAGUACGAUGGAGAUGAAAUUUGGCGUAGCAGGCAACCUCUCCACAAGCUCAGUAGUGGGGUCGGAUGAGAUCGGAUCUUCGGCAGAACCUACGCAUUCCAUGAGCCCCGAGAGCGCUGCAGAGGCGGCCCUAUUCUACUCCCUGCAAGACAAGCCGACCAUACCUGUACAU
Messenger RNA from Dibothriocephalus latus, 2484 nucleotides. Lineage: Eukaryota; Metazoa; Platyhelminthes; Cestoda; Diphyllobothriidea; Diphyllobothriidae. The record is from the annotation of a GenBank genome assembly.